CGGCCAAACGGGAGCAUUGCAGAAGCGGGUGGCCAUUUAAACAACAUCCUCCCCGCUUCCCUGCCUGUGCGUGCUCCCUAGGAGCGUGCAGCACCAUGAUCCAGUGCCCGCUGUGUCCUCCACAUACAGUGUAACAAUAGUGACACUGUACUACUUGUGGGGGGUGAUGAAGAUUUUUUUUUUUUUUUACACUAAUUGCUUUUACACCCAUAAAGGCUGUAAAAGCAAUCAUUUCUUUGAGAAAUACUGUGAGAGCUGUGGUUGGUCAAAGCUUGUCACAUGGUACAAGGCUGUUGUGAGUAGCCUUGUACCAUGUGACCUCUGUGAUCAUUCACAGAUUUCACAUGUA
Staurois parvus is the source of this 349-nucleotide messenger RNA. The record is from the annotation of a GenBank genome assembly. Lineage: Eukaryota; Metazoa; Chordata; Amphibia; Anura; Ranidae.